This is a messenger RNA of Carica papaya (papaya), 1227 nucleotides long. RefSeq lists its product as uncharacterized. The record is from RefSeq and is a predicted model, not a curated record. NCBI's taxonomy places the organism in Eukaryota, Viridiplantae, Streptophyta, Magnoliopsida, Brassicales, Caricaceae.
CUUUUUGACUGGCUCUACGACAUCUCUCAUCAAUCAAAACCAAAGGCAAAGCUCUUCAUGAGUGGUGAAACAAAAUACAAGACCCACAAACGCAAUAUUAUUAUACAAAACAUAAAUCAUCAAAAGCUCUAGCUUGGAAUUUUUGCAGGAAUUUUUUUCCCAUCACUCAAACAGAAACAAUAUUCCCACACUCUCUCUCUGAAAAUCAUAACCGAUCCUACAGAAAAUCCAUGGAAGAAAAAGAAAAAAUCCCCAAGAAGAAGAUCAAACAAACAAACAAGAAGCAAAAACACCAGCAUCCAAAUGAUCAAGCCAAAAAACCAUCUUCCUCAGAUUUCUCAUUCAAACCCAGCUCAGAAGUAAAAGGUCUCAAGUUCGGAGGCCAGUUCAUCGUCAAAUCCUUCACAAUCCGGCGAGCCAGACCUCUUGAGCUCCUCAAACUCCUCUCUUUCCCUCUCCCGUCGCUGGUCGGCAAAACCAACAAACUCCCAUUUCCUUCAACGACAGCGUAUUUGCCCACCAACUUCACCAUCCUGGCGCACCAUGCGUGGCACACCUUGACGCUUGGACUGGGGACGAAGAAGUCGAAAGUGGUGGUGUUUGUGUUCGAGUCGGAGGCAAUGAAGGUGGGAGUGGACCGGGUCUGGCCGGCGGAGAUACCGCUAGGGGAAGUGAACAGGAAGUUGAUAAGAGGGCUGAGUGGGUGCGAGAUGGCUCGGUUCAAGUUCAGAAAAGGGUGCAUCACGUUCUAUGUUUAUGCGGUGAGACGAGUUGGGAAUCUAGGGUUCUUGUGUGCUGAUGAUCUGAGGACUGUGUUGCAGUCUGUUGUUGCUCUUAAAGAUUUCUUGGAUCAUACUGCCAUGCUGGCUUUGCCCAACCAGAGAAGCAUUAACUAUUCUUCUCCUCCUCCUCCGGUCGCCAUGGCUCACUAGCUAGCUACCCUUCUUCGAUCGCCUUCUUCAAGCUUGGGAUUUCCAUUUGCAGAUCAUGAUCUGAGGUCGACAGUGUUGCUGUUGCAGCCACCUUCUUCUUCUUCUUCUUCAUCUCUGAGUUGUUUCUUUUUUGCUUAUUUUAGUCAACAUAUAUGAUGAUAUAUUGAUUAUCUGAACUUUUUCUCUUACUUUGACUUUUUUAAAAAAUUAGAUGAGUUCAAUUUGGUAUAUGAUGGGGGAAUUGGUUUAUUUGUUGCAGAAAUCCUGUUUAUAUAUGCUGAUUACUAUACUUAGU